Molecule: messenger RNA, 1110 nt
Organism: Caenorhabditis bovis
Lineage: Eukaryota; Metazoa; Nematoda; Chromadorea; Rhabditida; Rhabditidae
Source: the annotation of a GenBank genome assembly
AUGCACGAGCUCAAGCCUCAUGGUAGCCGCGGGCGCGACCAUAAGAAGGAUGAUGAAUCGCUUGAUCGUGAAGAGCGUGAAGCCACUGAAAAAGCGUUUGGUAUCAAAUCGACGACUGCCGAUCACCUCAAGGUGACGCCACGCGAGGCGGCGGCGCUUCGUCGUGAGUUGGGCGUCAGUGCCGGUGAAUAUGAAUUAAGGGCGGUGAUUGUGAAUGGGAUUCAAGGAAUGCACAAUUUUCAAAUUUUGAAGGUAUUUUCUGCGUUUCGUGCUUCUGAAGUCAGUAUUCUUGACAGUAACAACGCGAUUGUGCACUUCCUAACGCGGCAAGAUGUCGCUGCUAUGAUGUUGAACAUGUCGAAAAUGAUUCGACGUGUGCGUGGAAAAAGGCGAGCUGAUGAAGACGGCGAAGUGAUGUCAGAUGACGACGAUGAUGUCGAAGAAGGGCAAAUUCUGAAGGAGAAGGGUGAUGAUAUUGAAGUUCUUGAAGGAAUCGAAUCCAACGAUCGGGGAAUUGUGGAAAGCGCCGACGGCAAGGAUCACGUCGUCAUUGACGUGGAUGUUCGAAAAAUUCCGGAUGGAAAAUGGCGAUUAGUUGUGAAACACGUGCCCGAGAAUCGAUUCUUGAUAGUUAGAUAUCCAACAAUUAAAGAGUUUGAAAAGAUACCCAGACAUCAGUUGGAUGACGAAGAGGAAACAUCAGUGGCUAAGAAACGAAGAAAUGCUGACAAUGAUUUCUGGACACACACCAACGAUUAUCAUAGUGGUUUGAAUAUUUUUGACAAAGAAGGAAAUGAGCUUGACUGGGAUUAUGAGCAUGACACAAGAUUUUACGACAAGAAUGAGAAGACGAACCAUGAGGAAUCGGAAGUGAAGAAGAACGACGACAAGUUUGAAUUGCCGAAAAAUGUGAAAGUUCGCGGUCGCGGAGCUGUUCGGUGUGGAUUCUUGUUCAAAAAAGAUGACAGUUGUGGAAAAUCGUUAGCGUGCGACGAAGAAAAAGCAAAAAAACCGAGAAUUUCGGGAGAUGAAACUAUGAAAUAUGAAAAAGAUGAUGUUCUUUCGCGAGUUCCCGCUGGUCGAUUAGACGGCAGAGUCGAAUUCCAUUAA